AUGAAAGGGUUGCUAGCGGCAGCGGCAACUGUGGGGUUCCUGGCGGUGGUAGAGAGGUUUUCACGGCCGAAAAGUUCCCAAGCAGAAAAGAUGGAGAUGAUGCUGACAGCGGCGGCAUAUAAUUUGUUGGCGGCGGCGGUCGAUGUUGGAGGGGCCGAUGAUGGUGGCGGCGGCUACGGCGGUCGUCGUGGGAGGGGCCGUAUUGGUAAUGGUAAUGAUAAUGGAAGUGGUAAUGCUAAUGAUAUUGGUAUUGGUGAUGGUAAUGGUAAUAGUAACGGUAAUAACGAAAAUUGUCAUGGUAAUUGUCAUGGUAAUGGUAAUGGUAAGGGUAAUGGUAAUGGCAUUGGUAUUGGUAUUGAUAAUGAUAAUGGCAAUGGUAAUAGUAUUGGUAUUGGUGAUGGUAACUGCAAUAGUAAUGGUCAUGGUUAUGGUAAUGUAAAUAGUAUUGGUAAUAGUAAUGGUAAUGGUAAUGGUAAUCGUAAUCGGAACGGUAAUGAUAUUGAUAUUGAUACUGGUACUGGUACUGGAAAUCUCAGCGAACGUGAUACGAUCCAUCCAAUUACGCGAGCUAGUGCUGAGCUGGAUGAAGGAGCUGAUGACUUGGAUGAGCUGCAUGUGCCAAGAGGACCGAUUACCCGAGCUCGGGCCAAGCGCAUUGAAGCAGCCAUGCUUAACUUAGUAGCACACGAGCUCCAAAAGGAAGAAUUGACGAAGUCUAGUUCGAUCCUAGCUGAGCUUAAUUGGAGCGAAUUAUCGGGCCAGAUUGUGAAGCAAGCCGAGCUCAAGGACUUGAGCCCGUCUAGUCAUCCAGCCGAAGAAGACGUGACUUGGAAAAGAUGA
Erythranthe guttata (spotted monkey flower) is the source of this 840-nucleotide messenger RNA. Lineage: Eukaryota; Viridiplantae; Streptophyta; Magnoliopsida; Lamiales; Phrymaceae. The record is from RefSeq and is a predicted model, not a curated record.